CUGCUUUUUGGUGUUUAAUUACCAGCCCUUGCAUCAGUUUCCUGAGUUCGAGUUCUGAUGCAACUGACUUCCUCUAUUGAGACAAUAACACCACCGCUGUCUGGCACUACUUAGUCUACUAGAAUACAAAAGAAACAGUCAAAUCAUUCACAUCAAAUUCAAGAAAAUGGAAUCAAUGACCACAGUCGUUAUAUACUCAGCCAGUGGGCUCCUGAUCCUGUGCCUAGCAGUAGCUGCUUUCCUUGCCUUCACUGUCUACACAUACUACCACGGCAAGAAAUACUCGCACAUCCCGUCACCCAAGAAAUCAAACUUUUAUUUGGGACACUUACCGGACGCUAUUCGCAUGGGAAAUGAAGAAGCACCGAUGCAAGUGUUGUUAGCUAAAUGGCAGGCUGAUUGCAGUAGCUCCAUCUACGUUGUACAUUUGCUCACCCAAGCAAUGGUUGUGGUAACCGACCCAGACGUCAUUAAGGACAUCGUAAUGCAACCAAAGAAUCCUAAAUCAUCGUACAUGAUGAACAAGUUUAGGUACUUGUUUGGAGAAAGAUUCAUGGGCAGAGGCAUAUUUUCUAUUCCUGAUUACGACGUGUGGAAACCAAGGAGACGCAUGUAUGACUCAGCAUUCAAGAAAAGCUAUUUGGAAGGUAUUCUUCCUGCAUUCAAUAGCUGUAUUGAUCUGUUCCUUGAGAAGCUAGCACCCUUUACUGAUGGAGUGACCCCAGUCCCUAUGAAAGAACACCUCUCUGAGGUUACGCUGGACGUCAUUAGCAAGGUUGCUUUUGGUACUGACUUUACCAAGAGUUGGAACACCCACAUGUUGGGAUUGACACCGAAUAACCAAAAUGGAAAGCUGACAUUUCUGAUAAAUAGCAGUUUACGUGGUUUGCAAAAGAGUCUCAACCAACAUGUUUCAGGUACGUAUAGCGUUAAAUUUAAGAGUUCAUAACUUUAGUUCCAUUGGUCGUAACAGAUAGAAAGAUUAGAUAUCAUAUUACUAGAAUAUUUUGCUGGUGAAAAACUUGUGCAUUAGCAAAAUCAGCAGAAAAUUUGACCUUUUACAAUCUAACUAUUGCGUUCUGGCAAGG
Messenger RNA from Halichondria panicea, 1088 nucleotides. RefSeq names its product cholesterol 24-hydroxylase-like. The coding region runs from base 167 to 949 and encodes 260 amino acids. NCBI's taxonomy places the organism in Eukaryota, Metazoa, Porifera, Demospongiae, Suberitida, Halichondriidae. Gene Ontology annotation, biological process: cholesterol catabolic process. Gene Ontology annotation, molecular function: cholesterol 24-hydroxylase activity; heme binding; iron ion binding. The transcript has 6 exons. The record is from RefSeq and is a predicted model, not a curated record.